Molecule: messenger RNA, 330 nt
Organism: Aspergillus eucalypticola CBS 122712
Lineage: Eukaryota; Fungi; Ascomycota; Eurotiomycetes; Eurotiales; Aspergillaceae
Exons: 1
Coding region: 127-297 (56 amino acids)
Source: RefSeq, a predicted model, not a curated record
CUGCUUCAUGGGACAGCCGACCGUUCGAAGCAGAUUGCUCUUCCUAGUCGUUCAUUACGCUCGAUCGAUUGAUCCUCUCCGCAUCCUUUUCUCGAGUACCCUACAGGUUACAGGGCUUUCAGAGGAAUGGGGAUCUUGCGCGGUGAAGCGGUCUUCUUAGCCAGAGUAUUCUAUCUCUUCUGUCCUCGGUGCUACCUGAGCGGCCUAACCUACUUCCUCUGUUUGGUGGUGGUUAUCUCGUUGUGCCGCAACCUGUCUGUUUUGCUCAGACUGCCGUUAGUGCAUCCCCCUGUUUAGUAGUUAGUGUGUGCUUGUUAUUAGACGUCGCGC